Molecule: messenger RNA, 741 nt
Organism: Pyricularia grisea
Lineage: Eukaryota; Fungi; Ascomycota; Sordariomycetes; Magnaporthales; Pyriculariaceae
Exons: 4
Coding region: 1-387 (128 amino acids)
Biological process (GO): endoplasmic reticulum to Golgi vesicle-mediated transport; retrograde transport, endosome to Golgi
Cellular component (GO): Golgi membrane; COPII-coated ER to Golgi transport vesicle; Golgi cis cisterna
Source: RefSeq, a predicted model, not a curated record
AUGUCCGGGCAGGCUUCAGAACCGGGAGGCUUCUUCCUGAUCGGAGGUGUGAUGCUGUUCUUUGACCGGGCAAUGCUUGCCAUGGGAAACAUACUCUUCCUCAUCGGCCUGACAAUAAUCAUCGGCCCUCAGAAGACAUUGCUCUUUUUUGCGCGCAAGCAAAAGGCCAAGGGUACGGCUGCCUUCUUCUUAGGGCUCCUCAUGAUCCUCAUGAGGUGGCCCCUCAUAGGCUUUUGUGCUGAGCUUUACGGCAUCGUGAUACUCUUUGGAGACUUCCUCGGUACAAUUGCGGGCUUCGCAAGAGGAAUUCCCGUGAUUGGGCCGUACAUUGGCCUUGUAGUCGACAGGAUUGGGCUGGGCAGGCAGAACGCCGACCUGCCAGUAUAAGGCGACCCAAUAGUGCGCGCCAGAACAGUUCGUGUGCGCUGGCAGGUUGCUAGUGAACUUAUUACUGCCGAAUAGCAACUAGGCGUUUAUGGGAGCUUGGGAAUGGGCAUCGGAGAGACAUAGACUCGUUUAACUUUCUGGGGGCGUUUUAGGCGACAAAAUACCCGAACUAUACGGUAACACCAGCACCGUGAUUCAUCCUCACAGAUCUGCUCAUAUAUAACGCUAGGUCUUUUUUUUUUUCAUUUCAUCGGCUUGAAUUGCGUGUACGUGGGGCUGAGUGAAGACAAUACAGCAGUGGCCGAUUUGAAUCCUCGGCCAAAUCAUAUAUACCACAUCUCGUUUGAUCUUCGC